Molecule: messenger RNA, 965 nt
Organism: Prosopis cineraria
Lineage: Eukaryota; Viridiplantae; Streptophyta; Magnoliopsida; Fabales; Fabaceae
Exons: 4
Coding region: 252-965 (237 amino acids)
Source: RefSeq, a predicted model, not a curated record
ACAGAACCUAACCGGAGAAAAUAACGCUGGAGUUAGAUCUCAGAAACGCCUCUUCCCAUCACAGGAAGUUCUGAAUCCUAUUGGAAACUGCAGCAUCGCUUUUAGCAUUUCGGAUGUCAUCUCCUAAGCCGUCGUUCCAUAGCCUAGCUUCCAGUCAAGCCUAAGAGGAGUAUAACAAUGGUGACAGGGACUCAGCUGAGGUGAUUGUCUCAGUAACGGUGGGGGGAAACAACGGGGUGGAUCGGAUUCGGAUGGACAAGAGCAAGGGCCGUACCGAUCUACUCGCUGCGGGAAGAAAAAAGUUUCAGCAAUUUCGUCAGAAGAAGGACAGUAAAGGGGGAAGUGGUCACGGAAAAUCUUCAAAAAAAUCUGUUAAAGCUGGAAACAUGAGCCUGACGCUGAAGAAGCUCCUGGUGGCCCUAUGUCAACAACAUCAUCUCAGGUUACCGAUGGUAACGUUGAAAGUAAUGCAGAUUCCAAUUUCUGUAUCAAAGAGGUUUCAGAAUCAGAGUCUUUGGCGGAGUCGUUCACUCUUGACUUCAGUGCUCCAUCUGUUAAUUCAUCAUCAGCAACUGAUAAUGACACAGGUGUUCAAUUGCAACUGGCUACUACUACAGUUAGCACUCCAGGCUCAGGUAGUGGAUGAACAUGAUUCUGCGAUGUUAGUCCAAAAUGAAGAGGAAAGCAUCAAGGAUGUUGGUAUUGACAUGUUGGAAGACGUGCCUCUGGGAACUUUUCAUGGUCCUGUUUCUGAAGAUGGAAAACGCUUGACCAUAUGCCAAGUCCUUGUUGACACGUUGCCUGUACCUGCUCCAGUAACCACUGCAGCGGGAAAGUCUUCUAGAGUUGAAAGAGAGUGCAGAGAUGCAGAGGAAUCCUUACUUUUAUCAGAGGAUAUUCCUAAUACAUCGAGUCAGUUAAAAAUGGAGGUGAAAGUACUCAAGAUGUUGGCACUGAAAUGGUGA